This is a messenger RNA of Drosophila melanogaster (fruit fly), 2133 nucleotides long. RefSeq lists its product as uncharacterized. The record is from RefSeq and is marked reviewed. The transcript has 3 exons. NCBI's taxonomy places the organism in Eukaryota, Metazoa, Arthropoda, Insecta, Diptera, Drosophilidae. The coding region runs from base 1397 to 2017 and encodes 206 amino acids.
AGUAACUCUCUGGUCGCCUAUUAAUAUUCAUAUGUGCAAAGCAAAGUAUCAUUGGAAUCUCUUGGAUGAACAUCAUUAUGGUAUUUAAAGCUCUUGAUUUAUCAGAUUUCAUUUCUUUGUAUUAGAAACGUAAUCAAUAUGUUUUCGCUCAUCUCUGGCGAAAAAUUACUCUUCCUCAAUCUUUUGGCUGCCGAAAAAGUAGCCAGACGAAUGUCCACAUGUGCCGGGUAUGUUGUAUAUAGUAUCUGAUGUCUGGACUUUUAUUGUAUGGCUGACCUUGAAUUUAUGGAAAUUGCAUAAGUGGGAAGAAGUUUGUCAUAUUAAGAAAUAUACUGGAAGCAUAGAAAGCCGAAGGCAGUGAUGGUGACAUAAACGACCAGACCUUGGCAUUGUGUUGAAGGACUGUGAAUCGAAUUAUUCGAGGAAGUUGCUUGAAUUAUGGCUCAAGGGGGUACUUUGAAUUUAUGAGUAUUCAGGAUAUUAAGAAUGUCUUUUUUUUCGCCGGCCAGCACCAUCCAUCCAUCUUCCACACCCCGAAAACCAAACGAAAUCCGCUUCCUGCUGCCAAAUAAUUUACAACUUGCGAAUGCGAUGCACAGGCUAUGGGAAGAAAACAAAUAAUGAUCAGUCGCACAUAAUGCAUGCAUAUAUCCAUGGGCAUAUCGAUAACCCUUAUCAAGUGUGCGGCAUCGCGGCCAAAAAUAUACAAAUUAUGCUUACCAAAAGGCAGAGAAAACAUAAAUCAAUGGUUUUGGAAUACUCUAACCAAGACAGCAAUGUAUGAAACUUCAAACAUUUUUCCUUAUUUCCAAAUUUACUUAAGAGAUAUUAAGAUAAGUAUACAAGAAGUGCAAAUUUGUUGUACCUACUUAAAUAUUCAUAUGCAUACAUGUAUGUACAUACAUAUAUGGUUAUUUGCGUGUGGUUGGUCGCCUCAAGUGAUGGGCGUGGCACUUUCAACUCUGGUUCAACCCAUACAAUCAUGAAAACUCUGACCAGAUCUUGCCAAAAAUGAGCCCACCUUGAACCUGAGUUUAUCAAAUUGCAGUCAUUUUGCUUGUGGUUUUUAUAGUACUUUCAAAUAACUGAGAUUAGUUGGUCAGUAUCGUUACAAAAAAAAGGGUAAAAGUGAUCGACUUUUUCACUUUCCGCCAAUUUGAGGAUAUUUGCAGAGAUUUGAGUGUUGCAUGAUUCAUAAUCGAACAUUUAUAUCAUAAAAAAGUAAACAGUUCAGUUGCUUAUUUAUUACGCAGAAUUGCCUUAAGAGUUCAAUUAACCAUUAAAUAUUUUUAGAGGUGAAACAACGUUUGCCCUCACUUAAUCGACAAAAUUUGAACUAAUUCGAAUAAAAUUAAGAGUCAGAACGAAUUCACGAGUGGCUAAAUUAUUGUUUAAAAUGACCAAGGGCGUGAGGAUUUGCAACGAUGGAUUGCCUGGUUUGCCGAAUGAAAGGCCAUAUUCCCGAAGAACUUUAGAUACGCGGCAAAAGACUCAGAAGAUGUCCUCCAGGCCAUCUAGGAAACCAUUGCAGUCUCUACAAACUGUCGGUCGGAAUACGAGUUCCAGCCUGAAGCGCAUAGGAAGUCCGAUCUCCGAGGAAGAAUUUGGUGUCCUGGUGCAGCAGGAUUGUAAGGCAGAGCAGCAUCACACCGAUCGCCAAAACCUGGCGGACAUAAUCCUUAUGCAGGCCCGUCGCAUCGAGAAGCAGCAGCGGGAGAUGAAAAGAAUAAAGGCGCACUAUGAGCGCCAGGUGUCCACCAUCAAGAACAAUGCCAUCAUGCUGGAGUCGCAUCUGCAAAAGGUGCUGGCCAGUGUCGAAAGGGAUCGGGCCAAGCGGAUUGGCCACCACUGCCAGGACAUGCUCGGUGCCGUGGAGAAGCUGCAAAGGAGCGACAUCCAAGUGAAGCCGCAAUCUUCGGCCAACCAAUUGCUGAUCCAGUAUCUUCACUCCAAGAAAAUUUCGCAUUCGACCAAGAAGUCCAAUGAAAACACAAGUAGGUACAGGAAUAUGUUGUGAAUCGUAUUCUUGUGUGUACAUUGUGGUUUCACUGGGUUUUGUGGUCAGCUUAAAUUAGCAUAUAUGUGUAUUAAUAGAAGUACAAGUUAUUAUAAAAUAAAAUAAUGGCAACAAUG